AUGGACACAGUUGGGACCUUUGAGAUGGCUUUAGCUUUACACCGGUUUAGUCUUUUUACAACAGUUCACAAGCACUACUCUAUUGAUGACUGGAAAGAGUUUGCCAAGGCCCACCCAGAAUGUAUCGAGAGUGUAGCCGUCAGCACAGGGACUGGCGAAGGAGAUUUUGAUAGAAUUUCAGGAAUUGUUGAAGCGGUGCCCCAGCUGAAGUAUUUAUGCGUAGACGUGGCUAAUGGAUACUCUGAACACUUUGUCCACUUUGUCAAAGAUGUACGAAAUAAAUUCCCUUCACACACCAUCAUGGCAGGAAAUGUUGUGACUGGAGAGAUGGUAGAGGAAUUGAUCCUGGCUGGUGCAGACAUAAUCAAAGUGGGCAUUGGACCAGGAUCUGUGUGCACAACUCGUAAAAAGACAGGAGUCGGAUAUCCUCAACUAAGUGCUGUCAUUGAGUGUGCUGAUGCAGCCCAUGGUCUGGGCGGACAUAUUAUUUCUGAUGGAGGGUGCACUUGUCCUGGAGAUGUUUCAAAAGCUUUUGGUGCUGGGGCAGACUUUGUGAUGCUUGGUGGAAUGCUUGCUGGUCACGUUGAGAGUGGCGGUGAAACUAUUGAGAAGAAUGGCAAGAAAUUCAAGCUUUUUUAUGGAAUGAGCUCUGACACGGCUAUGAAAAAACAUGCCGGAGGUGUGGCGGACUACAGAGCCUCAGAAGGAAAAACAGUAGAGGUCCCAUUCAAAGGCCCCGUGGAUGAGACGAUUAAGGACAUCCUGGGUGGCGUCCGCUCAACCUGCACAUAUGUUGGAGCAGGGAAAUUGAAGGAGUUGAGUCGUAGGACCACCUUCAUUAGAGUCACUCAGCAGCUCAAUACUGUCUUUGGCAAUAGCUAA
Knipowitschia caucasica is the source of this 882-nucleotide messenger RNA. Lineage: Eukaryota; Metazoa; Chordata; Actinopteri; Gobiiformes; Gobiidae. The record is from the annotation of a GenBank genome assembly.